This is a messenger RNA of Gavialis gangeticus (Gharial), 5982 nucleotides long. RefSeq names its product ubiquitin conjugating enzyme E2 D1 (gene UBE2D1). Gene Ontology annotation, molecular function: ubiquitin conjugating enzyme activity. The record is from RefSeq and is a predicted model, not a curated record. NCBI's taxonomy places the organism in Eukaryota, Metazoa, Chordata, Crocodylia, Gavialidae. Gene Ontology annotation, biological process: ubiquitin-dependent protein catabolic process; protein polyubiquitination. The coding region runs from base 2644 to 3018 and encodes 124 amino acids. The transcript has 6 exons. Gene Ontology annotation, cellular component: nucleus.
UACAAUUGAAAUUGGCCUAAUGUUUUGAUUUCUCUUUGACUCUGAAAGGUCCAUUUAAAUAUAAUCUGAGACUCGUAUUUGGGCACCUGUGAACAUGACUCUUGGAUUUAAGAUUCUUUUAAACAACUUUUUUAUGUACUGCAGCACUCUAGAACUUAAAGUAUUCUACAUACUCUAGUUUGUAAGAAUUCCCUUUCUUUCUUUAUUUAAAAAUUAUUCCUUGUGCUCUUGAAAUUAAGGGCAACUUUAGUGGGUGCACAAAAUGCAUUCUACAACCAGUUCUUUACCAGCUAAUUUCUUAUGAAAAGCCUGCAUUUCAGGGAUAGUCAGUUAAACAUGUUUCCAAAGGGAAAACAGUGGUCAUAAUCCAACAUUAAAAUAAGUAGUUCUAAAUAAGAGUAGCGUUUCACGGGCUGAUCUUGGUCUUGAAGGGCAUAUCUGCAUUUGUGAACCUGGGAGUGCCACUGACAAAACUGUUUCGCCCUCUUGGAGUGCACCAAAGUCUAGGAAUUGGGCAGUAUAGUGUUUAAAUUGAACAUACACCCAGAGUGACUCUUUGUGCGUCUUGGCAUGUGCACAGAGCUGCUUUAUGCUGGCUACGCUUCCCAAUUUCUGCGUUUUGGCGUUUGGAUGGGAACAAGUGGACAAGUGUGCUUGUCAGCUGUGCUUUCAGGCUGACAGAGGCAGGCUGUGCAUAUGCUAAGAGUCAAAGUUCAACCCAUUACUAUGAUGUGGGUAUGCCAAAAACAGGUGUUUUGGGGUCUUGGUGUCACAACAGUUAUAGAAGCUGAGACUAUAAGUAUAAAAGUUCUGCUUUCCUCAACUGGAGGAGGGCCUGGAAGGACCUGAUAGAACCUUGCCAAGGAGAUGCAUAGGGAAGGGCAAAAGUCCUUAAAAGUAGAAGCGAGUAAAAGAAGCCUGUAGAAGAUUUGAGGUGAGAACCUGAAGGAAGAGAUAUUUGCUCUCUAAAGGUGAUUACAGUCUUAAUAGUUUCCUUAUGGACUGUUCUUGAUACUUCGAAAUAAGAAUAUUUGGUUCACUCAGAGGGCCAAACUAACCUGCCAACAGGAGAGAUUAAAGCACUAUCCAAGCUGCAACAUUACGGGGGGGGAAAAACAGAAGAAUGGAGUUGUCACUGCUCUGAGAUGGCUUAUUUCAACAUCUUCAAUACAACUGCUGCUGAUUUAAGUAUUAAUCUAGGAAUGGUGCAUUAGGAUUUAUUCACUGCUUCUCGUGCGUAUGUUUUUUAGAAGAUUCCUCUACAUGUCAUACAGGUGAUAUUUGGCCAGCUUUUUCAAGGCUAGUAUUAAUAUUCAUGCCACUGCUGUUUAGGAGCUGGUUAUGUAACUGGUUCGAUGAUUAGUUUGAGUCUCCCUGUGCCCCUUUGCUCUGCUUUAAUAUCUUAAACAUUUAUUGUUUUUUCCAUUCAAUUUUUUGCGCUAAAUGUCUUACUGACAAUACUGUAAGACUUGUUCACCACAAAAAACAGAUUGAAGGAGAAUUUUUAUAAAGCUAGAUUUUGUUUGAACUAAUGACUUCAGUAAUCAAACGCUAGUGUGCACAUGCUGAUAUACCUUUCCCUUUUGUAGUUCAUCUUCAAUAUUGUGUCACAGAAACCUACUUUUUCUCCAUGUAUUGUACAUUCGCAAGAAUUAUGUCAACUCUGUUUGAAGAUGGGAAUGGAUCCAUCUUUCAGUUUUUCUCACUCAUAUCUGCUAGUAAGAAAAGCCACAGUAUCAAUGUGAGGUAGUUCUUCCCUAGGGAAUAAGAAAAAGAAAUAUAUUCUAAGUUAUCUUUUUUUUGUUAGGCUGAAAGGAAUAAAGGAAUUAAACUUGCCUUCAGAAUUCACUCCCCAUGUCUGGAAGUAGGUUGACCUAGUGUGCUUCUCUGUGGGCUGUUCUCAUUUCUUAUACUUUACAUAUGAAACUGUGGCAUCAUUUUUGAUGCUGAAACUUAAGCUUUAUUUAAAACUUUGAUGAACCAUUUUAGUUUGCUUGCAAGCUGUCAACUUAAACCAAAUGGAAGCAUGGUGACAACCACUUUUGCUAUUAUGUGAAAUUUGAUGCCUUAGCAGUUCUAUUUAUAACUUGUCCUGCUUUGCAACAGUGCCUAUGUUUGGAAACACUUUAAAAUGAGGUGUUCAUGUGUUUUUUCCCUAUUAUACUCUAUCCUAAAUAAAUUUAAAUUGCCGCUUAUAUUGAUUCUCUUUUAUGGUGGAUUUUUUUUCCUCUUCACACAAAAAAGAAUGAUAUGAUUGCCUUAAAUGGAUUCAGGGAGCCUAAGAAAUCGGUGUACUUCCACUGCUUUGUGGUAAGCAUCUGAUUCCUUAGCUGUUAUGUUUAAUACCCAGGAAAUCUGCCCAUUAUUUUUGGCUUUCCUUAAUUAGAAGUCACAGGAAUGCUUCAGCUUUGAGGCCCUUGAUAACCUAAUUAUAGAGGGUUUUUCCUAUGUAAUUAUGACAAUGAAGGGUUCUCUCAACAAAUGACUUGCAACAAAGUUAUUUCUCUUUUUUUAAACUAUGUGCAACCUGGACAUAAACCUGUGCACAUGUUCUCUAACAAAAUGCAUGUUCACAGAUUUGUACAGGUCACAAAGAUGUUGUGAGUUUUAAAACUCCCUGAUGUCACCAUGAUCAGCUGAAUAAUGUGGGAAAAACCUACUCUUUGCAUCUGCAAAGAGAAAUCACUUCUUAAGCCUGACAGUGCGUAUCAAGGGGGAGUGUUUUUUCUCACAGUACAUUUUCCAACAGACUAUCCUUUCAAACCACCAAAGAUUGCUUUCACAACAAAAAUUUACCACCCAAACAUAAACAGUAAUGGGAGUAUUUGUCUUGACAUCCUGAGGUCACAGUGGUCACCAGCUCUGACUGUAUCUAAAGUUUUAUUGUCCAUAUGCUCCUUACUUUGUGAUCCUAAUCCAGAUGAUCCUUUAGUACCAGAUAUUGCACAAAUCUACAAAUCAGACAAGGAAAAAUACAACAGACAUGCAAGAGAAUGGACUCAGAAAUAUGCAAUGUAAACUUGUGAACACUUUUUCAUACACCACAGAGUACUGUAAAUUCUAGGUUUUUUCAAAAUUAGAAGUAAAUGGAGCACAGUUUGCUGUUUCAGUGUACCAUGAGGGCCCUUUUGAUUUUUUACCCAUGCGAGUGUGUUUCUGGAACAAGAAAAAAACAAGCUUCCAAAAAUAAACUUAAGACUGUGAUGAGAGUAUUUAUCCUUUUUGUAUGCUUUGCAAAAGACAUUUAUUAUGGUUUUUAAGAAACUUGGACAUCUGUAUCUUCAGCCUACAAGAUCCAUAAUGCAGUUGUAAAGCAACCAAAUUAUUUUUGCUGGAAAAAAUGUUUUUACAUGAUACUGCAUGUGUCUUUUAAGAUAUGUUGUCAGUUUCAUAAGUAUGUUCAAAUGUCAUGGUUAGUUCAUUUAUGUAAUUUGUAUUUUUUUACUGUAUAGACUAAAUAUAUUUUAUUUACCAUGUAAGUCAGUUCAUUUUAGACUUUUUCUUGUGCACAGUAUUGACAAAAUACAACUGCUAGUAAUGAAUGAAUGGGGUGUCUCUUCCCAUAUGAUAUUUUACAGACUGAUUGCAAAUUCUUAAAACCUAAAUGAUCUUUGCACUGUAAUUCAGUAUGCUGAUUAUGGAGAAACACUUGGAUUUUUUUAAUUCUGUUGCAUACUUGAGUUUAAUUUUAUUGCAAUGUGAACUAAUUGCACUGCUAUGUAGAAAGAUAUGUAACUGUCUUGUUUGUUGCUAUUCACAACUGAUUCUUCCCUCUCUGCUCCCUUCCUUUCUCCCCGCAUAGUCAAAUAACAUUCUCGCAGUUCAUUUACAAAUCAUACUGUAGCUUUUCCAUAUAAAUAAAAUGCAUUUUCUACUAUUGGUCUUGGCUAUUUUUUAAAUCAUGCAUAUCCUUGCAAGUGCUUGCUCUAUACCUAAAACAUUAAACCAUUAUGUAUGCAUCUGAAUUCCAGGCAAAAGAGAGAGUGAAGCCAUGCCUUUAAUAUUACUCCAAACUGAGUUACAGUUAACUUUACACUGACUUCAGCUCAGUUGAGAGAGUAUACUAUACCCACUUCUUGUGUAGGAUUUCAGCAAUGUUGAAUCCCACACUAAUCACUUAUGAACUAUUUCCUUUAGUCAGAAAAGGUAUCAGAUGUUUUUUUUAGAGACUUCACUUACAUUGGUGUAAGUGAAUAUUUUCAAUAUUGGAAUGUCACAGUAUAGAAUUUUCCCUCGUGUCUAACAGUAUUUUCAUCUACUACUGUUUGCAUGUGAAGCUAACUUUUUUCCUAUUAACAGUUGUUUCUGUCUCCUUCACAGUAUGCAUGCAGAAAACACACAAUAUGGGAGAAAAAACACCUUUUUAUAUAUACUUAAAUAAAAAUCAUUUUAAUCCCCUCCAUAGAUUAUUUUAAGGUACUAAAUUGCUGUUAAAAUGCAUGAUUAGUUUAUUACUUUCAAUUUUCUGUAUUAAGCUGGCUUGAAUGGGAAAUUUGCCACCGAAAGAAACAGAAAAUUUUAAGAUAAGAAUAAGUUUUGGGCUUCACUUGUUUUUUACUUGAAGCAAACCUCUAACUGGAAUGAAUAUACAGAAAAGAAGCAUGCACCCUAGACUUUAAAACCACUGGAAAUUUAUUGAUUAAAACUCCUUAAGUAGAUCACUACCUUACAACUGUCCAGAUUAUUCAACAGUAUAAAUUGGUCACUUGUAGGAGACUGUCACCUUUCUUUCAUCUAACAUGCAAUUGACCUGAGACAAAAGCUUGACAGAUUUAAUGUAUUGUAUUACACUGGUUUUUUUUUAAAGUGUUGUACACAUCGGAACAGGCCAACCUCUCUAAAAUGUUCAAUAAAGGAUUUUUGUAGUAAUACACACGAGCACUUUCACUAUACUUGAAAUGGCAUAUUGUAGCUAGGGAGGCUACACUGUGUGUGUGUAGAGAGAGACUAAUUGGCAGCAAAGAAUUCUGAUUAAUAGAAUGCAUCCCCAGAGCUUUUUUCCUCUUUUUCUUCGCUUGUUAAUAAUAGGCUCAUACUAAAACAAAUUAUUUAUUUAAUACAUUAUGUUGACCUGUGUCAAACUUGGAAGUUUGACUUGCAUGUCAGUUAAUGACUAUUCUUUGUCUUUUUUGUUGUUUUCUACUAAUACAUAAUAGAGUUGGUUUGAAAAUGUUUAUACUUAAAUUGGUGCUCUGAAGUACUGUAUAUGCCGUGCACAAAGGAAUUGUUUUCUACCAUAAUGUAAGAUGUACAGGAUGAGCAAUAACAUGCAAAUUAACUGGUAACAGGAAAUAUGGCAGACUUCAAUAAUAGUUUAUACUUCAUAGGAAUCCAUCAAGACACUUUUUAUAUUUUCUUUUUGUUUUUUUGACAGCAUUUAAAAUGGUAUUUCAGUCUGUGACCCCACAAUCAAUCCCUUAACUCAGUGUUCCUGUCCUGGAAAUAGCAUGUAUAAUGCUUUAGUCUGAAAUAGUGUGGCUUUCUCUGGACUGGAAUUGUAUGUAAAUCAAACUGUAUUUACUAAGAGAGCAUUUAGCUGUUGUUGAAUAAGCUUGAAUUGCCUGGUAAAUAAUAUAUACUAAGCAGUUGAUUAUGGGGACAACACGUUUCCUCUUACCAAAAGGUUGCUCAGUCCUGUGGCUUUCAUUAUGGAAUAAAUAAUGGUGAUGUGUGUUUCUUUUUCUCUUCACUCAAACACUCUUAAUGGUCACUGUGAGAUGUCUCAGUGGGGGCACUAUUUGAGCCAUGUAGUUACCCUCUGUGCUCAGCACUGACACUUCUGCAACUAAAGUAUUGCUGUAUCAUUAGAAAUUGUUGAAGAUGUAAUCCAAGUUUAUGGCCAUUAUUCUGUUCUAUUAAAUAUAGAAUGCUUUUUUUAAUCAGCUUCUGUUUAAUAAGGUUUGAUGUGAUUUCUCCCCCACCCCCUCCUACCUAAAGAUGCCAAUUGAAGCCUAUAGAAAAAUAAAGAUUAAAAAAAUUGUA